Molecule: messenger RNA, 995 nt
Organism: Perkinsus marinus ATCC 50983
Lineage: Eukaryota; Perkinsozoa; Perkinsida; Perkinsidae
Exons: 4
Coding region: 22-723 (233 amino acids)
Source: RefSeq, a predicted model, not a curated record
AGGUCGGAACUCGAACUUUUCAUGUCUUCCAUCUCCCUCUUCCCCUGCAUGGACAUUGACGAGCCUUCCAACAUUGAAAACCCCCUAGAGGCCAACAAUGUUGCCACACCCGUUCAAAGACAGGAGCCCAUCGUAACGUUGGCUGCUGCUAUGUCGUCUUCUCCUCAGAGGAGGUCUCGCGGGCAUGCUAUUUGCGAGGUUGUUGGAUGCCAUAGACUAUCGAGAAAAGGCGCCUCUCACGAGAAAGCCAGAUUCUGCACCCGUCAUGGUGGUGGUAGACCUUGUCGCUAUCAAGGUUGCCAUGUCGCUGCCCGAGGCCUCCUCGGAUACUGCUAUAAGCAUCGUCAUCUGGCCAACCCGCAUAUCAUCUCAAAACCAACACGUGGUGGGCCGAAAGGCAGCAAAGGUCGUUCAUCGAACGUCAAAAGCAGCACAGCUCGCCACAAGGCGCCCGCUUCCGAACCAACCAUCUUCCUCCCCUUCGACUUGAAUGCAACGGUGGGCGGUCUUCCUAGUGGAUAUACAUGUAGCAGUUUCGGGUCAUCAUCCCGUUGUGAAACUGCUGUGGACAGCUCUCCCCUCACGAGUACGCCCUACUCGCUCGACAUCUCUUAUAAUCCUGCUCCAGCUUCAAACUUCGAAGAGCUUUUCAGUUUACCUCCAGCGUCUUGGGUGCACGAGGUGCGUCAAAAGCUCUCAACAACUACUAUUAUGAAGUUCUAAAUCGUCAUUUGUUAUAAUUCCCGUUAUAACUCUGUUGUACCAUUCUUACUACCUCCCGUAAGAGGAUUACUUACCCCUUAAUAAGCUCCCUUACGGGUAUCGUGACUCACGGCUUUGCUUCUGCUGCUGUGCUUUCGCUGGACAUCUAAUAAUCAUGCUACCGUAUGCAUGUGGACACUAACAGUGUUACAUGGAGUACUUCUUGUUCGUUAUCAUCUUUUCACAUGGGCGAUACCCACGCCAUGUGGAGCACAUCAUCCGAUACCAUGUUU